Molecule: messenger RNA, 1998 nt
Organism: Carassius carassius (crucian carp)
Lineage: Eukaryota; Metazoa; Chordata; Actinopteri; Cypriniformes; Cyprinidae
Product: smoothelin-like protein 2
Exons: 10
Coding region: 260-1741 (493 amino acids)
Biological process (GO): actin cytoskeleton organization
Cellular component (GO): microtubule organizing center; filamentous actin
Molecular function (GO): protein binding
Source: RefSeq, a predicted model, not a curated record
CUCUCUCUGCUCCCUCCCCCGGGCUGCAGAAGUAGUAGGAGGUUAACGUGACUGUAAGAGCUGUUCUUUAAAAUAGCACGGCGGGCUGAACUCACACACUCAGACACACUCACAGCAGAGAAAUCGUACUGAAACAAAAGGUCACUGUUGUCAAUCCCUCUGGAUUUCUAUAGGAUCUGGGACAUUAAACAAUUUCAAGAGGGAAAUAUCAGAGACAGGUGUAGGACUGUAAAGGAAGGUACCUGGACUCACAGCGGAGAUGGAUGCAGGCCCGUUGGCUUCAGUGGCCGAGGGCUCUCCGGAAGGGGAGACUGUGUGUGCCGCUUUGGCCCGCUAUGAAACCACACUGCGGGAUGCUGUGCGGGAGAUCCAUGUGGACAUCAGCGCUUUCAAGCUGGGCAUCGAGCGGAGACUAGAAGAGGCCAUUAAUGUGAGCGGACCUCUGGGCCGGGCCGUGGCACAGCUGCAGCAGGAGAACCGGCAGCUCAGGGGCCAGUUAGAGGCCCUGACCCGCCAGGUAGAGAUGCUUACGGGGUCGGUGUGUGACAGAAGCACAUUUCUCACUGAAGGAUCGGCGCCACCACAGAGCAACAGCAGCACCGCGGGGCAUCAGUCAUCACUGUCUGCGGCCCCCAACAUAGCAGCUCUGACCGGCUCUGCUUCCAGCCCCACCACCACACGCUUCUCCAGCAGAGCCACCUUCUCCGUCACCAGCAAGACUAAUAGUAUUGAGCGAGAUGAACCCAUUGAAGUGGAUCCAGCACCAAUUUCCCAUGGCUUGGAGAAUGGACACAUAUGCUCAACAGAAAACUCCAUUGAGCCUUUGAGGAGAAGCUCACCCUCCAACGGUGUGUCACAAGAGCACUCAGCCCCUGUUUCCAUGGCGAUGCCACACCUGCCCAUCACAGCAACCACCAAAGUGGCUGACUCUGCAGUUAUGAAAAGUCCUGAGUCACCUGGUAGCCCGAUGCAAGCGAUGCCGUCAGCCAUAACAGAUUCACUGACAAGCAGUCAGCUGGUCACCAAUGAUAACCAGCCACAACUAGAGUCUCCUGCUCAUGCAGUAUCGUCUGUGAAAACAUGGGCUCCGACUCCUGCCAGGACUAUGGGCUCUCCACGGCUUAGCGAGAAAGCAUCUUCGGCUCCAGCCAAGUCAGUGACUUACUCUGGGCUUUUUCCACACAGUACAGACAGGAAUGUGGAUAUGUCAGAAGAUUUAUCCUUCGGUAAAGGUAUUGAGCGCAGACGGGAGCUUGUGAGGUCCCAGACUUUACCUCGAAACAUUGGAGCCCAGGCUUGCAGGUCCAUCUUUGAGAGGCUGGACUCUGAGAACAACAGUCGACCCAAGCCUGUGGAUUCCAAACCAAAGCUGAAACGUUCUCAGAGCUUUGGAGUGUCCAGUGCUAGCAGUAUCAAGCAGAUUCUUCUGGAAUGGUGUCGAUCCAAAACCAUUGGGUACCAGAACAUCGACAUCCAAAACUUCUCAUCCAGCUGGAGUGACGGCAUGGCAUUCUGCGCCCUGGUCCACUCUUUCUUCCCCACAGAGUUUGACUACAACGUCCUGUCCCCUGCCGACCGCAAACAUAACUUUGAGCUGGCAUUCAGCACUGCAGAGGAGAAAGCGGGCUGCGAUAGACUCAUUGAAGUGGAGGACAUGAUGGUGAUGGGAAGAAAGCCAGACCCCAUGUGUGUCUUUACUUACGUCCAGUCACUAUAUAACCACUUGCGCAAGUUUGAGUGAGAUCUCGGCCUCUUGGGCCCCUGCUGAACCCUCUGCACUGCCCCCUGCGGGACAAAACUGAACUCUGAUAUAGUCACUAUGGCAUGGGGCUGCAAAAUGUCCAGGGGAACCCACACCAUUUCAGUUGCAUUUUAGUCAAGAAAAGAUCAUUGACAUGGUUUUUGUAUAAGUCACGCUCUUUUAGAAAUGGUGGCCUUUUUAGAAAUGUAUUACUAAACAGAUUGAAUUUAAAGGAAUAUUUCACCCAAAAACAAAAA